Molecule: messenger RNA, 3834 nt
Organism: Mauremys mutica (yellowpond turtle)
Lineage: Eukaryota; Metazoa; Chordata; Testudines; Geoemydidae
Gene: CTDSP2
Product: CTD small phosphatase 2
Exons: 9
Coding region: 1459-2280 (273 amino acids)
Molecular function (GO): RNA polymerase II CTD heptapeptide repeat phosphatase activity
Source: RefSeq, a predicted model, not a curated record
GGCUCGCGCUGCCUCAGGGUGGGCAGAAAUGGCGGGAAAGGGCGAGCGGCUCCCUGGCGUAGACCCCGCCCGCGCGGGCCGGAUUGCGGGCGCUCCCCAUGUUGCCCCCACCCCCGAGGCUAGUAAUUGGGUUGGUAACGAAGCUGCUCCAGUCAGGUGCCCCCCCCCCCCGGGGGCAGCUCGUCACGGGGCAGGACGGUGCUGGCCAGGCCCGCCUGCAGCGUGGAACGGGAGCCAUGGAAACGUGGUGUCCGCCAGGGCUCCCCCCACCCCCAAAGGCCUGGCCCAGCUGCGAGCGAGGCCUUUCCACACAGGACAGCUGCAGGCCCCUCAGCCCUGCUGUACCAGGGCUAGGUGCGGGCAUGAUGGAAAUACUGAGCUGGGUUGCUGUGAGCUAUAGGGCAGCACAUCCUCCCCAUAUACCACCCUACCCCCACUGCCAUGUUCCCCUCACAGUACCCUCCUGCCCCUGGCUGCCCAGCAUUCCCGGCUACCGGUCUCCACUGCUGCCCCUGAGUCGCAUGCUGGAGGGAGCUUCUUCCAACCCCCCCUAAUCCUAGCCCCCCCCCCUCGUUUCUAUUGCUUUCGUUUCGUCCCAGCUCCACACCUAGGGGCAGCUUUGGGAUCCUCCGUUAGCUUCCAUCUCCCCUCACGCAGACAGCAGCAGCUCGUGUAGUCCUUAGCUUAAUUUCAAAACUAACCCACCAAUUUCUUUCCCAGCCCAUCAGUAGGUUUUGUACGUCACAAAACCCAGCUCUUGUUAUCUAAGACAUGUAUAGCUCCCCUCCCCUCCCCACCACCAUGACUGUGGGAGCUGAGCAUCUCACAUUCUUUAAUGCAUUUAAUCUCACAACACCCCUAUGAUAUAGAAAAGUGCUGAUUUCACAGAUGGGAAACUGAGGCAUGGAAAGACUGGAGCAGCUUGCUCAAGGUUACACGGGAAGUCUGUCAGCGCCGGGAACUGAAAAUAAGCCUCCCUAGUCCUCUGCUUGCAUCUUAACCGCUGGGCUGUUCCCCUUUCCAAUAAUCUCUUCCACAUGGUUCAGCUGUUUCCUUCACUGCACUGAGAGCAGUGCUUGAACUGAGCUAGUACCCUGUACCCAUGCUCACCACCUGUGCCUGCAAUUUUCCUUUGUGUGCCCUGUGGGAAGAAGGUAAGGAAGCAGGCACUUUUGAGGCUCCUGUGGCAUCCCUGAGAUUGGCUGAAUGGCUGUAAAUAUGCCAGUAUGUGAGUGACUGGAGCAUCCUUCCAUCAGGCAGAAAAUAUCUGUGUAUGGCUCCUGGAAAAGAUCUGCAGAGGGCGACUCCCAGCUGAGACAAGCUAUAUAGAAUUCUUACCAGCAAGCUGAUAGAGUUCAGCACAGCACCUAAUAGCUCAACCGGGAAGGUGAUCUCCAAUAAAGACCAGUUCAACACAGCUCCUUCCUGUUCAGCUAGAGAUAUGUGACUCCCAGCUGAAUGCAAGGCCAGUGUGGGGUGACUUCCAGAGGAGACUAUCUCGUUCCAGCUUCUACCAGCACAGGCAAGGGCUUGGUGUCCAGGUCUUCUCCCAAGAAGCCUCGUGGCCGGAACAUAUUCAAGGCGCUUUUCUGUUGCCUCCGCACACAGAAUGUUGGUCAGUCGGGCUGCGGCGGGGAGCAUGCACUGCACAAGGAGGAACCCAGCACCAUCGCUAAGUCCGAUCUGCUGCAGUGUCUUCAGUACCAGUUCUACCAGAUUCCCGGGACGUGCCUGCUCCCCGAGGUGACUCAGUGGGACCAGGGCAGGAUCUGCGUGGUGAUCGACCUGGAUGAGACGCUGGUGCACAGCUCCUUUAAGCCAAUCAACAAUGCUGACUUCAUAGUGCCUGUGGAGAUAGAGGGGACCUUGCACCAGGUCUAUGUGCUCAAGAGACCCUUCGUGGACGAAUUCCUGAGGCGGAUGGGGGAGCUGUUUGAGUGUGUCCUCUUCACUGCCAGCCUGGCCAAGUACGCCGACCCGGUGACGGACCUUCUGGACAAGUGCGGCGUGUUCCGUGCGCGGCUCUACCGGGAGUCCUGCGUCUUCCACCAGGGCUGCUACGUCAAAGACCUGAGCCGCCUGGGCCGGGACCUGCACAAGACGCUCAUCCUGGACAACUCGCCGGCCUCCUACAUCUUCCACCCGGAGAACGCGGUGCCUGUCCAGUCCUGGUUUGAUGACAUGGCGGACACAGAGCUGCUCAACCUCAUCCCCAUCUUCGAAGAGCUGAGCGAAGCUGAGGACGUUUAUACCAGCCUCGGCCAGCUGCGGGCGCCGUAGAGCUUCCAGCGCCCUGGCGGCCCAUUUCUGCAGGGGACUUUCACUCAGUGCCUUCGCUAGCAGCCGGGAGGAGGUGGCCGGGCAAGGAGUCGGCUCCCGGGCCCCAGUGGCAGUGCCAGAGCCCUCGCCUCUCGGACCGGGGCGCAGGACGGGAUGUUGGAUUGCAGAGCAGGGAAAUCUCUGUAGCCCCGGUCACGGGUCUGAGCCCAUCCCCUGGUAGCCCUGGGGUCUCUGCACUGCGGGGCGCAGGGCUCCCCACACUCCGACUCGCAAACGGGGCUCUGCUUCCCACCCCGCUCGCCUCCCUGACACACAGCGCCUGCGGAUUCCACACGGGGGGCCUGGCUGGGUGACUCCUGCCAUGGGGGGUGGGGAGGGUUGUGCAUCCCAAUGCCUCCCCUCUCCCCCUACAUGCAACCGCCUGAACAGCCAGCCAGCCUCCCGGCAGGACGGCACUCCAGCGCUCCAAGGGCAAACGCCAGCUGCCCCCGGCCCCUGGAGGCGUUGCACAUGGCGGGGCAGCUGCUGCGGCACCUUUGCUGUGGCUUUCUCCGAAUCCUAGUCCCACUGCCGGUGCCUGGGGCUGGGCCAGAGCCCUGCCUUUGCCGUCCCCACCUCCCAGUCUCGUCCUCCCAUGUGGAGCCACUGAUCCCAUUCCCUGUAACCCUCUCCUCCAGGAUGCACCUGCUGAGGCCUCUGGAGCUGGAGCCAGGCCUGUCUGGGGUCAGCAUCCCACUCCCCAGUUCCUCCCCGCCCCAGUGAGGCCCAGGCCCAGGGCGACUCAUAUCCUGCGGGAGCCUCUCCAUCCUCCCUUGUCCCUUAGCCUGCUCCUUCCAGGAGCUGGGUCUCCAGCCCCACCAGAUUCCUCCUCCCUGGCCUGGAUCCCAGCCUCGGGCCAGCGUUGCUCUGAAGGAUGUUCCUGGAGCAGGCCCCGGCUGGGCUCCGUGACACCCGACAGCUGCCGUUGCCCAGUGGAGCCGAGAUCCUUGCCUCAUACCAAUUGCCGCUCGGCUCCAAAGGACGGGGAGAUGCUGAGAGCGGCCCAGCCAGAGGCUGCCGAGUUGACGGGUAACGUUAAACCAAAGCCGCGCUCCACCUCCCUAGCUGGAUUAGCCCAAAGCAGGGGCCGGGGGGAGCACCUUUGAGCUGCAGGGAGAGGGUCACAUUGGCCUUGCGCUGCUACAGUCCAAAGCCGCGUCCUCCAUCUCGGGGACCAGGCCCACCGCCCUGCCUUAACUGCUGCCCUCCAUCCGGGGCAUGGGGCCCACGGAAACAAGCUGCAUCCUCCUCCUCCACCAGACUGCCUGGGCAAAGACCCUAACAUCCCCUCCGUGGGGUGCCGAAGGGGUCGGGAGCCACAUAUUCAGUGCGAGAAGCCCCCCACUGAAGUCCCCGUGUGGUGACGUCUUCAGCUUCAACAGCUCCUGCAGGUGGUCUCAGGAAACGCCCACUGGAGCUGAGCCCUUGGGCGAUACGAGACUUUGGCACCAGCCACCCCCCACCCCCAGCUCUGCGUUGUGCUGACCCCAGCUCAGCUUGGACUUCCCCAGACCA